AUGAGUAGCUCCUCCUGGGACGAGCUACUUUGUAGCGGUACAUGGCUGUACUACGCAUGUGGUGAAAUCCAGUACGUGGAGACAGUCACCAGGCUCGACAUUGCUACCAAAUUGGGAGCUUUCCUCAACAACCCUCCGUCUUUCAGCUGCUACGAGAAAGGAGCUCAGGUACUUUACUGGAGGGCUGAUUCAGUUGAACCAUGGAGAUGUGCUCAUACUUACCUGACCUCCACAAGUUAG
Molecule: messenger RNA, 240 nt
Organism: Microthlaspi erraticum
Lineage: Eukaryota; Viridiplantae; Streptophyta; Magnoliopsida; Brassicales; Brassicaceae
Source: the annotation of a GenBank genome assembly